CAGUUUAUGUCUUUCUCUGUUCGAUUCACAAUUGACUGCUUGGUCCAUAACUUGUCGCAAAGUGCCAAGCUCGGCUCGCUACACGGAUGAUUGAUGACUAACAGGCACAAGGCUGCACCGGUGACACAACAAGCAAAGUCUGCUCUCUUUCUCGUUACCUUUUACUUAACCGAAAAACUCAGUCAACAACUCGACUAUUGUGCCAAUGUCCACUUGUGCCCCUCCAAUAACCUCAGGCCGACCUUUUCUCAGACCAAGACGAUGACUUCUUACGUGAUACGAGUGAAUGGCGGGAACGGUUGUUUCGCAACACAACAAAACCGGCCCAAAGCAACGAUUUAAUUUUUCCUUUCCGCACCUUCGGGCGGGCCAUCUUCCUGAAGCGUCAAGGUUUCCGUCGAACUUCCCGACUUGCGUUGAGAACUUGAGAGAGCCAAGGCCGACCAUCAACCCAUCCGGUC
Messenger RNA from Aspergillus eucalypticola CBS 122712, 461 nucleotides. RefSeq lists its product as uncharacterized. Bases 94 to 342 code for a protein of 82 amino acids. The record is from RefSeq and is a predicted model, not a curated record. The transcript has 2 exons. NCBI's taxonomy places the organism in Eukaryota, Fungi, Ascomycota, Eurotiomycetes, Eurotiales, Aspergillaceae.